GCCUGCGCAGUCUGUCCAUGUCAGUCUGACAGACAACACUCUGCAAAUGCUGUGUUCUAAUUGUUUGUUGUUAAAGGAAUUGGUUUUUUGAGCACCCAUCCGCCAGGCCCCCGACGUGCCGCCAGCAGGACGCCGCCCCCGAGCCGCCUGCCGCGAAUGUGAAGAGGUGUCUUCGAGCUUUGUUGUCUGAGGGUCGAUCACGUUCCUCGUGCGUAUUUCUUUAGAGCAGGUUCCAGCCAACGACUCCAAAAUUCCGGUACCGACGAGAAACAAGGACCAUACCGGCCACCACGGUAACGGUGAGAUGAACAACAAGAGGAAAAACAGAGGGCCUGUGAGGACCCAGAGGACCAGAUCUGUUAUAGCCGAAGGGGUCUACAACAAUGCACAUUUCAUGCAUUCAGCCACUCUACAAAUCGGAAACGUUGUUCGCAUUAAAACGGCGUCCGGCGUAGUAUGGGAAGGCGUGUUCAAGACGUUCUCGAGCAACUUCGACGUCGUCCUCGAGGUGGCCGCGAAAGUCGACAACCCGAACGGCCCCGCCCAGACCCUGAUCGCCGACAGCCUCGUCGACAAGCUGAUCUUCAAGUCGGGCGACAUCUCGACGAUGGAGGCCCGCGACGUCGACCUCGAGUACCCGACCAAGGACACGUUUCAAACCGACACGGCGAUAUCGGCCCGCCUCAACGGCAACAGCACCAAGUCCGAGGAGAAGGAGCUCGAGCCGUGGGACGCCUCCUCCGGCGUGAACGGCGGCGGCGGCGAGAACGUCCCCCUCGAGCUCGAGAACGCCAACGGCUGGGACGCGAACGACAUGUUCAGGAAGAACGAGCAGGAGUACGGCGUGACGAGCACCUUCGACCAGUCCCUCAAGGGCUACACGGUGCCGCUGCGCAGCGCCGACACCGCCGACUACCGGGAGGCCGAGGCCAAGGCCACGCAGAUCGCCAACGAGAUAGAGAACCAGCCCCAGUACAAGGCGCGGCUCGAGCUCGAGAACGGGGACGAGGAGGCGGCGUUCGCGGCGGUGGCGCGCCCCAACCAGGAGCCCAACGACAAGUACAUCCCCCCGGCGAAGCGGAAGAACCAGAACUCGGGCAAGCUGGUGCGCAGCACGCCGCCCCCGCCCCAGGCGCAGAACGCGCCGUCGCCGAAAGGGACGGCCCCGCCGCCGAUGGCGUACCCCACGCACCCGUCGCCGGCGCCCGUCCCCAACAACGUGAUGCCGCACAUGCCGCAGAUGGGCAUGCAGCCGCAGCACCACGGCCGCCCGCACUCGCACACGCCGCCCCACGGCUACGGCGGCCAGAUGCAGCGGCCGCCGCAGAUGGGGCAGAAGGCGGCGCAGCAGAUGAACGGCGACGCCAAGCCGCCGAUGCGGGGGCCGCGGGGGGUGUAUCCGGGGAGCAACAACGGCCCGCCGCAGGGGUACCAGGAGCCGGCGAAGGCGCCGCCGCCGCCGGAAGCGGCGAUGGGACACAGGCACCCGAGGGACGACACGAUCAAGGAGCUGCACGGGUUCGCGCAGGACUUCAAGCUGCCGCCGGCGGAGCAGCCGCCGCCGACGCUGCCCGGACAAGUGCCUAUGGAUCAGAUGGCGGCACCGCCGCCGCCGCAGGUGCAGCCGCAGCCGCAGGCUAAGCCGCCGCCGCAGAACACGCCGCCGCAGCAGCCGCAGCAGUCGAUCUCGCCGCAGCAGGACGUGGUGGAGAAGGUCACGAACACGUUCAAGAAGAGCACGCUGAACCCGAACGCGAAGGAGUUCGUCUUGAAUCCGGCAGCUAAGCCUUUCCAACCGAGGUCGCCGAGCACGCCGUCGGCGAGCCGCCCCCACACCCCGCAGACCCCUAGUCACAGCCCCUACAUCCCGGCGACCGUGAGCGGCCCCGUCGGCCAGCCGCACAUGCCCGUCGUCAUGCCCCUCGGCUACAUGAUGACGAACCCGCCGCAGUACCAGCAGCCCCAGGGCAGCCGCAUGAGGAAAAGUGAGUCGCUUUCGGUGCUGCGCGCCCGAGCCGCUUGCGUUACGCCGCCCUCGUUUCCAGUCCCCAUGGGCCAGAUGCGCACCGACGUGACCAGCCAGAUGCAGGUGGCCGCCGCCACCGGCCAGCCGCUCCUCGCGCCGCCCAUCCAGCAGUUCGUCUACCCGCCGGGCAUCAACCCGCAGGCCUACCCCCAGAUGCACGCCCUCCGCAUGUACGAGACGCAGCCGCAGAUCCAGUACCUGCCCCCGAACCCGUCGAACGCGCCCAGCCCCGCGCAGCCGCCCCAGUACACGCCCGGCCAGGGCCCCCAGCCGCCGCCCCAGCAGUACCAGGCGGCGCCCCCGCCCCAGACCCACCCCCAGAUCCCGCCCAUCAUGUGUUCCAUCUUCCAGCCGCACAUGAUGCAGAACAUGCAGUACCUCCAGCAGCCCCCGCCCCCGCAGCACCACAUACCCGUCAUGCUGCCCCACCAGCACCCGCAGGCGCAGCAGCACGGACCCGCCCCUUAGCGGUAAUCCACGCGCUGUGGUCUAGGUAAUUGUCAUUGGUCCCCUCCCAAGUCCCCCCACUCCUCCCGGAAACGUUGAUUUUUUAUUAGUAAGUUUUGAGUUUGUUUAGUUGGUAACAUCCCUCAAAUGACUGUUACAGACGUCGGUGAGUCGGUUUGUAUUAGGAGAAAAAGUUUUCCCGUUUUUUUUCUUUUUUUUUUACACACGUUAUAGGUAUAAGUACCUACGAUUAGGAGGGGGUGCGCCGUCAUCGGGUUUUUACUUUAAAGUAGGGUUAGGCGACCGGAGCUACGCUGUCGACCCAACACACAUAACCUCACUUUCAUACGAGUGCAAUCGUCGCCGACUUUUUAUUUAGACUGAGCGAGACCUCAUGACGGUGGACCCGUCAAUUUUCACUCUAUUAAUUUUUUUUUUGUUUACACUAAGUUGGGACUGUUUUUAAUAUACAAAGCUUCCAUUUACAUUUUUUACAUCUAGUUAUCGUUUACGUCGCGGAACCGUGUACAGUCCGCGACGAACCAAUUGUCUCGACUCGUUUAAUUCGUUCAAGACUGUACUUAGAAAUAAUCGAGGCCUACUUAUCCAAAUUAGCUCAAUUUUAGUUGUUUUUAGUUGUAGGUCGACGGCCUUGGUUAUUCUCUACCUUAAGCUCUAAUUUAAGCUUGUAUAUUGAUAAUGGUCUAUCGUGACGUCAUCAUUCAUAAUAGACAAAGUCGAAGAGAUUUCAGACGGAAGUGUAUAGUGACUUAGUUAAUUUAACUUAAGCUUAAAAACAAAAACGAAAAGAAAAAACGUAACCACAAUCAGGAGUUCGCUUCAAUUUCUGUCGUCUGUAAGGUUAUUUUAAGCACUUUUGUUAUUUCUCACAAAAUUUUAUUGUUUUUUUUUUUUAAUUAUUAUUAUUAUUAAUAUUAUUGUUUGUUGUAUGUUGUAUUGUUGGGCCGGCCCACGCAUUUCCCGCGAGCGCAUUUCUUUUUUUUUAUUAUAAUUUCGUGUUUGUUUCGGAAACAGCAGUCACGUGGUCGUGCAUCUCAUAACACUGAUUCAUUCCAUUUCGAGCAGGUCAUACUCGUUUGCAGCAGUUUCACUGUAACUUCGUUGAUGAAUAAAAUUUUUAACGGGGCCCCCGCACUAUUAAUCGACAAGACGGGGCCCCGCCGAAUAGGUGCCUUAAUGUGUAAAACUUGUGUUUUUCUCAUCAUGUGCGAUUCGAUGCAAUCUUGGCACCUGUCGAACGAUUGUAAUGACGGUAGUUGCGUUCUGUUUGUGUAAGAUCAAAAUUAUUGAUUGAGGUUUUUUUAUGGAUUAAGUCGAUAUUUAAAGCUGUACAGAGUAUUUUUUUAACGGUUGGUUGUGUCGUCAACUUGGUUAGAGGAUCUGUAGAGCUGUGAAUAUUUUCGGUGCACCAUGUUGGUGCAGUAAGUAUUGUCAGGAGCAAGCAAAAAAACAGAAAAAUAUUAUUGCAGUUACAGUUGUGUGAAAUUUUUUUCGCAAAUAAAGUCGUUUUGGUUUUAUUUGUAA
Zophobas morio is the source of this 4018-nucleotide messenger RNA. Its product is annotated as ataxin-2 homolog. The transcript is spliced from 5 exons. Gene Ontology annotation, biological process: cytoplasmic stress granule assembly. Lineage: Eukaryota; Metazoa; Arthropoda; Insecta; Coleoptera; Tenebrionidae. Gene Ontology annotation, molecular function: mRNA binding. The coding region runs from base 305 to 2494 and encodes 729 amino acids. The record is from RefSeq and is a predicted model, not a curated record. Gene Ontology annotation, cellular component: cytoplasmic stress granule.